UGUUGGUCCAACUGAGUUAAUUUAUCUAUCCUUUGUGAAUAGAUGCAAAGCAAGAAUGUCCGGGACGCCUUACAUUGGGAGUAAGAUAAGUCUUAUAUCUAAAGCCCAAAUUCGAUACGACGGCAUCCUAUACUCUAUCGAUACAGUUAACUCGACGUUGGCUUUAGCAAGAGUUAAGUCAUAUGGAACCGAGCACCGACCAUCAAACAGACCUGUACCUCCAAAACAUUACACUUUUGAAUACAUAAUCUUUAGAGGACGUGACAUCAAGGAUAUUACUGUCUGUGAACCACCAAAAUCCCUCCGUUGUUUGCCUCAUGACCCUGCCUUUUUGCAGUCAUCCAUUGGCAGCUCAUCUGAAACCUACCUGCCCCAAACGCAUUACAAUGCACACAGCGGUGUGAUACCCAACUACAAUCAACUGGAUGUAAGCUCUCUAUUCAACCAGCAAUAUGCUACAGCCCUGGCUCUUGGGUUGCAGGGUCUUUCACUCAGCGGUGGGGCGAUGGUAGAGCAUGCUGUCCAGACUGUGCCAGUGGUCGAGGCUGCCCAGAAGAGGGGCCAGCCAGCCUCCAAGCAGCAGAGCAGAGAGUCCUCUCGCUCCCAGUCUCAGAGGAAGCCUGGCGCUCGCAGCAAGAAUGAACCAGGACUGACUGCAUCCCAGAGGGGCAACAGUGAGAAUCGCACACCAAAACAACGUCAAGGCAAUCGCAGAAUCCACGGAAGAGGUCAACUUCUUGUGGAUGACUCAAAGACUACUACAUUACAUUUUGAGUCUGACUUUGAUUUUGACACUGCUAAUGCCCAGUUCUGUAAAGAUGACCUUCCAAAGAAGCUUGAGGAUCAAGUAAUCAUUAAAGAGGCAAAGAUGGACUUUGGAGUGGAGACUCCUACUAGUGGUGGCACGGCGGAGGAGGAUUCUGUUGAAGAGAAGUUGCACUAUGACAGAAACAAGUGCUUCUUCGAUGGUGUCUCAGCCGACCUCAAGCCAAGACGGACAACCUGGGCAGAGGAGAAGAAGCUGAACAUGGAGACAUUUGGGGUGCCUGGAUGUCUCCUGAGGGACAGAGGGUUCCGCAGGGGCAGUCGUGGCCGGAAAGGGCCGAGCAGAGCCCUCCAGCAGCCCAGACCCAAAGUGGGUCGUGGUAGUGUGAAGUCUAAAGGGUUAACACUUUGAAUGUUCUCAGGUUUAUUUUGUGUUCUGUGCUCGAGUAAAAUUCAGUUGGUCAAUGCCAACCCUCUCAGUUCAAAAUCCGAAAUAUUUUCAAUGAAAAAAAAAAUGGCAAGUAUUUGCUAGACAGACAUGGCAACACAUCAAUUGAUUUAUCUUCAAAAUAUGUACUGUAAUACAUCUUGAGUUUAUUAGUAUUUUGAAACAUCCUAUUUGGUUUAAGCAUUAGUAUUUAGAGGCAUCCAAAUUGAUAUCAGCCCACAGGUUAUAGAAUAAAUUGAAAGUACAGUUGAAGGAUGUAUUUGAUUUUUGUAAACACAAUUACAAGGGUUUUCAGGGCCUGUUUCCCAUAUGUAAAAUACAUCGAUAUGUGCCAAUA
This is a messenger RNA of Osmerus eperlanus (European smelt), 1550 nucleotides long. Its product is annotated as protein LSM14 homolog B-like. The record is from RefSeq and is a predicted model, not a curated record. The transcript has 8 exons. Bases 56 to 1177 code for a protein of 373 amino acids. Lineage: Eukaryota; Metazoa; Chordata; Actinopteri; Osmeriformes; Osmeridae. Gene Ontology annotation, molecular function: mRNA binding.